Molecule: messenger RNA, 3992 nt
Organism: Aspergillus alliaceus
Lineage: Eukaryota; Fungi; Ascomycota; Eurotiomycetes; Eurotiales; Aspergillaceae
Exons: 6
Coding region: 683-3802 (1039 amino acids)
Biological process (GO): aromatic amino acid catabolic process; positive regulation of transcription by RNA polymerase II
Cellular component (GO): nucleus
Molecular function (GO): zinc ion binding; DNA-binding transcription factor activity, RNA polymerase II-specific
Source: RefSeq, a predicted model, not a curated record
GUUGGGUUUGGGCUUUUUUUUUUUCCCUUAAAUUGAUUUCACAGAUAUGGGUGCAAUAUCUCUUCCCAUCUACUAUUUCUUUUAUUUUUUUUGGUCAUGCAUUUUUUUUUUCCGAGUGAUAUCUAAGUAUGCUGAUGUGUAUGUGUGCACACCUAGAAAUAUGUGGUAUGUAAGUAUGAAUGAAUGUACUCUAUGUUAUGAAAUUGUAUUGUAUUUUAGGUUGGGAAUGUACAGUACGAAAAAAUACUUUAUACGAAGGGGUCCAACUGAAAAGGGAUUAUUAUUGAUAACAGAUAUCACCGUCCAAGGAAAUGGAUUGCAAAUAUAAUUAAAUUUGAACCGUUCGCUUACCCCGCAUUUCCUUCCCCCAUUUCUCGACUUUUCCGUGGAUUCUUUCCAGUAUUUGAUUUUGUAUUCCCCAAGUAUCGACAACUUUCUGGUGGUUGGAAACGACAAACAAGUAUUCCCCUUUCGUUGGAGAAACAAGAGAACACGAAAAAGAAAAACAACGAUCAAUGGGAAAAACCAAGGAAACCCAGAAGGAAUCCCGAUAUAUUUAUUUAUAUACACCUGCCCAACCCCACCGCUUUCGGCUCGCUUUGCAUCGGCUUUCUCCAACAAAACAGCCCAUAAUCCACUCUGAACGCCGGCAAAGAGCGGCACUGCUGGAGGUUUGGAGAACAUGAUGGCAGCAAGCAAUGCACAACCUGACAACGGUCUCUAUACCCAAAACAGCCAGUCUCAGAAGUCCCCCUCCCCCCAACCCUCGCAUCGUCGCGGUUAUCAGGCAUGCGACCCUUGUCGGAAACGCAAGGUGAAGUGUGAUCUUGGCAGUGUCGACAAUCCCCGUCCUCCGCCCUGUGUACGAUGUCGUCGCGAAAGCAAGCGCUGCGAGUUCUCUGCUACCCGGCGCAAGCGCAAACCUUCCGAGGUAGAGGAGACCGUAGAUGGCGUGCUCAGACGCGAUAAGAGAAUGAUGAUCGGGGAAGGUGCACCCAAUGAUUCUCCUAGUGAUGGAUCAUCGUCCUACGCGCAGCCUGAACCGGCCUCAUUCGAGAACAAUGACCCUCUUCCGCCCCCGAAGUGGUCGUCCGAGCGAUCACCCACAGCCGCCGCCGCUCCUGUACCCCAGCCGACGGCCAAUCAUCGGUACACGCCGAAUACUCCUUCAUCUACGACAAAUUAUCCCGAUGCGCGGAAUACCCGACUCCCCUUGUUCCCCUUGGGAGACCGAGCAACGAGCUUUGGUCUGGAGGGCGGCCAACCCAUGAUGAAUCGUACCGCGGUCGAGCUGCUGUCGCCUGCCAUCAGUAAUAGCCAUGAUGCAUUACACCUAUUGUCUGAAGCCGCCGGACGCACGGAGGAUCUCAAUCGCCAAAGCCUCGAGAAUCGCUAUGCAGCCCGGCAGUCAGUCUCCUCGUUCAAUUCGCCGAUGUCGCCUAUGACCCAAGCCGGCACACCUCGAAGCGCAGGAGGUUCUUUCUCGAGACCAAAUCGGCCUGGCAUGCCGAUGAGUAACUAUUUCCCAACAACCGGGUCGGGCGCGGUAGAUCAGCAAACCUCCGAUGACCGCGGCCAGCCAGGUCCCACGGAAGGCCUUCAGGAUCCAGGCAUUGCGGAUGCCGUUAAAGCAUGGUCACGGUUGCGCUUCGUUCGUGCGGGCUGGCUUUCCGUUGAGGAGUCCAUGGCUUAUGUUGCAUAUUUUUACGAACACCUGGCUCCCCUGAGCCCUAUCGUCAUCCCUGAUUUCUCUCACCCUUCUACGCAUCGUACUUUGCUCACCGAUGAGCCUGUACUGGCCGUUACCCUGCUGACAACAGCAUCACGGCAUAUGAAGCCCAAAGGGGAUGGAGCAUAUACUCGUUCAUUCUACAUCCAUGAUCGGCUCUGGUCGUAUUUACGUGGCAUGAUUGAGCGCCUCUUCUGGGGUCAAGAGAAAUUCGGUGGUAAUAGUAUGGGGAUCAGCAAACCACGCUCGUUUGACUUGGCUCCCACCUCCGCUAAGGUGAACCUCAAGGGCAAUCUGAGAUCGCUGGGGACCAUCGAAGCACUAUUAGUCCUAACAGAUUGGCACCCACGGAAUCUACAUUUCCCUCCAGGUGAUGACGAGAAUGCACUACUGGACUUGGAUGCUCAAGUUCAUCGUCCGGAAAAAGACUCAGAAUUUGACGGCGAUAACAUUCUAAAUCGAACUUCGAAUGCUACGGCAGAAGGCCGACUUGCCUUCCAAAAGUGGCUGGAGCCCGCUUGGCGGUCUGAUCGCAUGUCAUGGAUGAUACUUAGCACGGCGCAGGCUUUAGCAUUCGAGCUGGGGGUAUUUGAUCAGAAGAACGACUCAAAAACUUCUGGCGAAAACCCCACCGAGCAGACGCGGAAACGGCGGCUUCGUCGACUCAUUCUUGUGUACAACACGCAGAGUAGUGGCCGCAUUGGUAUCCCGUCAAUGCUUCCUCUUCCCCAAUGGGCUAACGACAUCCAGCCGACGAACGUAACGGGCAUUAAAGGCGCCGAUGCAACCGUUGACAAGAUGCACGAUUGCUGGAUCGGCAUAUCAAAGAUCAUGUACCAGAGCAAUCAACUGCUGUUUGCGUCGAACGACCAAACGUCAGAGUUGAUCCGCAGUGGUCGAUAUCGAGAUCAAAUUGACAGAUUCCAGCCGUUUUUGCGGGAAUGGCGACAGAACAUUGACACGCUUGACCUUGCACCCCCAAUGAGGAUGAUAUUGAUGAUCGAGUAUGAAUAUACUCGGUUGUAUGUCAACUCUUUAGCUCUACAAGCAGUGGUUGACCGCUGGACGACAAUGUCGAAUGAAGCCGCUCAAAACGCGCGGCCAGGGUCUGGGGCAAAUUCGGGCAGUGGCUGGUUCAAUGCGCUCAUGGAGUUGUACCGUGUCAACGAACAGUAUAUCCAGGAGGUGGUCGACGCAUCGCGCAAGAUUUUGCAGACCGUUCUGGAGGGGCUUGUUCCUGGAGAUCACCUAAAACACGCACCUGUCCGGACCUACUUCCGGAUCCUGUCCGGAAUGAUCUUCAUUCUCAAGACAUUCACUCUCGGUGCGAAAGAGGAUGAUGUGCGCGUGUCUCUGGACCUCCAGGACCGAACCGUGGAAGCAUUACGGAACCAUGUGGUAGACGACGUUCACCUGAGCCACGCCAUAGCCCGACUACUAGAAUUGCUCACCACUAGCAUCCGCACGCGAUUCUUGCGGUUCGCACCAAUGGAUCGUAGCGGCGACGGUGAGCAUGACCGCCCAUCUGCGCCAGCGUCCCGGCCGCAGUCACCCCGUCUACGCGAGAACCGUCAAAAUGGCACAAGCACUACAUGGACACCAGGACAAGGCGCGACACAGAAUCUGGGCUACGUCGACAGUAACGGCCAGCAGGCCGGCACUCCCAUGACCUCCGUCCACGACCCACUGGCGGGAAUCCCAGCUCAGCCGAUCAACUCGUCCAAUAUUAAUGUUUCAUUCAUGCCCCCACCGCCAUCCGUGUACCACAAUUACUAUGACCCGAAUGCAACGCCCCCCGCAGGCGAUCUGGACGGCUCAAACGUUCCAUCGCAGUCCAUUCAGGACAAUACGGGAGCCUCUAGCGGUCUACCGGACUGGUUUGCCCUGCCCCUAGACCAAUUCUUCAACAGCUCCACCCUGGUGGACCAGGGUCUGGGAGGUACGGGUCCGAUGGUGGGCGAGUUCGACAUGCUCGAAGUCCUCCUUAACGAACAGUACGAUGGCCACGGCGACAAUCUCGAGCCCACACCCGGCACCAACCUCCCGUCCCAGUUCCUGCAUUCAUCUUCUUAAGUAUCCCCUUCCGAUGAAGUUUGAAACCCCCCGCCGCCGCACCAUAGUAGGAUAAAAUAAGAUUAAAAAAAAAGAUACGAUAGGAUGGGAUAUGCAUAUAUAUGCCACCGGAGUAAAGCAGGAACUAAAUACCCUAAUGUAUGUACAAAUGAACGUUAUGAUUCUCAUGCAUCGCAUCCUGACCUUUGAC